UCCAGCCUGCCGCCGAAUGCAAGCGCGCGAAGAGAUACAACCGCUCAGCGAUUAUGAUCGCUUUCAAGCGUUUCAAAAAUCCUCCUCCCUAAGUGAUAAAAAUAUCGAAGUAUUACCGACCAGCGGCCGCGCGAUACAGGGCGCAACGAGUCAUCAUUUGGGGCAAAACUUCUCCAAAAUGUUUAAUAUACAGGUAGAAGAUAUCGCAGGAGGCAAUGAAAAGACAUUCGUUUAUCAAAACUCGUGGGGCAUAACUACACGACUGAUCGGAGUUAUGAUAAUGUUGCAUGGAGACGAUACUGGUUUAAUAUUACCGCCAAAUAUUGCACCUGUACAAGCGAUUGUUAUUCCAUGUGGCAUAAGUGCAAAAACAGCACCGGAACAGAAACAUAUCUUUUCUGAGUGCUUCAAUCUGGUUGAAAAAAUCAGGAAUUCAAGUGGUAGAAUUAAAGUGAAAGGUGAUUUGAGAAAUAAUCGAACGGUUGGAUGGAAGUAUUGCCAUUGGGAGCUGAAAGGCGUACCCGUGAGAAUCGAAUUGGGUCCGAAGGAAAUUGCGAACAACGAAGUAAUGUUGGUGCGCAGAGAUACCUCCGAGGCACAAACGGUUAAAGCAGAUUCAGUAAUUUCAAAAUUAACCAUGUUAUUAAAUGAUAUACAAAACUGCUUGUUUGAGAGAGCGAAAGCGAAAUUCGACGAGCGUACCAAGCUCGUGGAAAACUGGAAUGAUUUCAUCACCGAAUUCAAUAAAAACAAUUUAUUACUGGCGCCUUUCUGUGGAGAGAUAGAAUGCGAGGACAACAUUAAGGCGGAUAGUGCAUC
Messenger RNA from Linepithema humile (Argentine ant), 819 nucleotides. NCBI's taxonomy places the organism in Eukaryota, Metazoa, Arthropoda, Insecta, Hymenoptera, Formicidae. The record is from RefSeq and is a predicted model, not a curated record.